This is a messenger RNA of Helianthus annuus (common sunflower), 1860 nucleotides long. RefSeq lists its product as uncharacterized. NCBI's taxonomy places the organism in Eukaryota, Viridiplantae, Streptophyta, Magnoliopsida, Asterales, Asteraceae. The transcript has 2 exons. Gene Ontology annotation, molecular function: nucleic acid binding; zinc ion binding. The record is from RefSeq and is a predicted model, not a curated record. Bases 1 to 1644 code for a protein of 547 amino acids.
AUGUCAACCACCAACAGUGAAUUGUCUGCUUUAACUCAGCAACAAGAAUUGGAUUCAAAGCUAGGAACCACAACGCGUAUUCCACGUUUAACUAAUGCUAAUGACUUUCCCGAGUGGAAAUGGCGAUUUGAACAGCAUCUGAAAGUUAAAGACUACAAGCUAUGGCGCAGCAUAUUGAGAGGACCAAGAGAGAUCAUGAUGGAAAGCCCUACUGAACCUGAAGUCAAAGUAAAGAAGCCUCGUGAUCAAUACACGGAAGAUGAUCUGCUUAUUGUUGAAGAAGAUGAUAGAGCUCUUUCUUAUCUGACCAUGGGUUUGGGUCCAAACAUUGCUAUGGGAUUUCGCACUUGUAAAUCUGCCAAGGAACUUUGGGACUCUCUGGUGGAAGUGUAUGAAGGUAAUGAGGACAUGAAAGAAAGCAGAAGGAACUUGCUGCAACAGAAUUUCAACAACUUCAACCAUAUUUAUGGUGAAACAGUGGAUAAUCAGAUCCAAAGGUUUGUCAAGCUGGUGACUCAAAUGCAAAUGGAAGAAAUUCACACCACAAAUGCUUCGACAAAUAGGCAACUUCUCAAUGCAUUACCCAAGAGCUGGGAUCAUCAUGUUGCUAUGAUAAAGAAAACAAAAGAUCUUGCAAGAUGCACCCUGUCUGAGAUGAUCUCGCAUAUUAAAGCUUGUGAAUUGGAUGACAAGCAGAGAGAGACUAACUACAAGAACAGUAUGCUGGCUGCCGGUUUUUCUAUAGCCCCCACUGCAUCCAGUGACAGCAAUACAGCUCUUCUGUCUCAAGGAGGAUUCCAAAUGUUUCGCAAUACUAAACCUGCUCCCACUUCAGCAAAUGUCUACAACUCAGGGUCUUCCACUCAAGCUUCCCCUGCAAGUGCUGGAAAGACUUCUGCUGCACCUUCUGUUUCUGUUGCUAGCAAUGAAAUGGUUGCUUUCUUCUCUAGGCAGUCAAAGGAAAAUCUUGAAAUUGCAGCAUCUGUCAUAAAUUGCAUGAACGCCUUUGCUUCGGGAAAUCUUGACCCUCCUAAGUUUUCCAUGGAUGAUUUGGAUCAAAUUCAUCCAGAGGAUGUGGAAGAAAUGGAUAUCACGUGGCAGAUGGCUAUGGCGGCUUUUAGAGCUAAAAACUUUGUGAGGAAGACAGGGAAAAACAAAUGGCAAAAUCUUAAGUUCACAGGACCCGUAAAGAUGCCGUUUGAAUAUCGUUGUUAUAAUUGUCAUGAACAGGGUCAUUUGGCUAGAAACUGUACGAAACCCAAGGUGAAUGAUGAACAAACUCCAGCUCAGCCUGCUGCUCCUGUUACACCAAAUCGAGAAAGAGCCCUUGUGACUACAACUGGUGUGCCUGCUGAUAGUGUCAACAGUGGAAGCCCACAAGUGGGAUUGGCCCAAGCUUUGGUGGUUCAGCCUGAUUCGCCUUUUGACUGGAGUUCAGAGAUCGAAAGAUUAAACAUUUCAGCUCCUGAGAAUCAAGCCACCCCAAGCAAUAUCGCUUUCAUGGCCAGCAAUGCUUCUGUGAGUGACGAUGUGAAGGCUGCACAGGAGGAGGAGUCGUCAGCUGAAAACUUCGCCUUCAUGACUCAAAUUCUGUCAGCUCCGGUUAAGGGUCUCACCAAAGAAGAGAUAAAGUACCUGAAGUGAUAUGGGGAGAUGUGUUUGGAAGUGAACAAGUUUUAGAAUCUGAUUCUUCUAAAACUUCUUUUGAUGAUACUAAUUCUGGUUGUGUGUUUGGACAAGCGUUUUUGAACUCUUUUCAUAGUUAUGUUUCGUCUUCUUUUGGGCCUGAUGUUUUGGGCAAAACAGUGAAUGCUUGUGAUGAACCUUUUAAAACUGCGUGUGAUGAUGAUUGUUUUGAAA